AUGGUUCGUCGCUCUCUUGUAACCUCUUCUUACCUACCUUACGGUCAGUACCCAGGGCUUUCAACAAAAAUGAAACACGAACCGGAUCCAACUUCGUCAAAUACAGAUCCAAAUUUGGUUUGGACUGAGCAGGAAGAGAAAGUUUUGGUUCAGCUUGUGGAAAAAUACCAAGAAAGAGUUGAUAAUGGUGAAAUCUCCAUUGAGACUUUAUUCGAUGAAGUAUCCAUUGAGCUUUAUGAAUUAGGAGUUGGUACAGAAAGAACCGGUGCUGCUUGCAAUCAAAUCUGGUUUCGGAUACAUGAUGGCCGGUGUGAUUCCACAGAUGGGGAUGAGGAAAGUAGAGAACUUGAUGAUAAGAUUGUGGGAAGUCAAAAGAAGAAGAGAACAUCAGAACCACAAAGCCUGAUCUUGACAGACAAUGAUAGGGUAUUCAAUGCACAAACUGGUAGUGCUUCGAGAGACACAAACAUACCCAAAAAGCCACGGCUUGAUAUAACUCCAGUCAAAGCAUCAGGCAACAGCCACAGUGGUUUUCUGCCACAAGCUGCCAUAGAUAAGAAUCAUCUCCCAAAUUUCUCUUUUUCAACCUUUGCCCGAAAGCCUGUCGAGCCAGUAACCCCAAAAAGAUAUCUUGAUGAACCGAAUACACCCAUGAAAAUAAAUUCCUUCCCCUUAGUACUCACAAACAAAACAGGCACCGCACUAAGCUCACACAAAGAUCUUUACUCCACUGAGUUCAAAGAAAUAAUGCUCACCGAGUAUCGAAAAAUUGAGGAAAAACUCGCAGCAUCUGCCGAAAGAAAAAAGAAGCUACAGGAUAAGAUUCUUGCAUACCAAACCAGGGCCGAGAUGGAACGCAAAGCCGCUGAGGCUGGUCAGAGAGGAGUGGAAGUGGAGGAGAGAAUUGAAGCUUCUUUGAGAGGGGUAUUGGGUCACUUUGAGCAUUUUAUUGGUUAA
Messenger RNA from Sclerotinia sclerotiorum 1980 UF-70, 957 nucleotides. RefSeq lists its product with no specific name. Bases 1 to 957 code for a protein of 318 amino acids. The record is from RefSeq and is a predicted model, not a curated record. The transcript has 5 exons. NCBI's taxonomy places the organism in Eukaryota, Fungi, Ascomycota, Leotiomycetes, Helotiales, Sclerotiniaceae.